CCAUUGACACCUCUGACGUGUUUCUCGACCUAUUACGUUCAACGUAGUCUAUAUGUGUUAAUAUUAUUUUGUCUGGCAUGAGUUCUAAUCUAGCUCGCGAUAUGUGUUCACUCAUCAAGUUUUGCUGUUAGAAACACAAAAAAGAUGGGACGCUUGCAAAGAGAAGUACAAUUCAGAUGCACAACAGAAACAUACGUGCUACAGAGUCAAUGGUAAGUCCCAGUGAAUGUGUACGAUAGCUGCUCCACGUAUUCUAGCAGCUGUUUCCUUUAAAACUUUCAAUUGGAAGUGUGCUGGUCCUAAGGGACAGACCGGUAAAUGGGUGAAACAAGAUUCAAGGAGGGAUUUCAUCACUGACCCUAAAGUAACAAAAGUGACCUCCAAACAACUGGUGCUAGGACCUUUCUGACCACCCUCUCACCAGAAAAAGAGAUAGUUGCUGAGUGUAAGAAUUGGCUUGGUUGGAUUGACUUUUCUUCACACCUAUUACAAGAGCCAUUGAUUGAAGUCCCACUGAGCAAUUAUCAACAACACAACUAUGUGUGUCCCUGAAGAUGUCCUUUCACACUGGUUGAUGGCACCAUGUCUUCUCUCUUCUACAUUGUUCUCGAGCUGCUGAUUGCGGUGUUGGCCGUUGUGGGCAAUGUUCUAGUAUGCUGGGCCGUCUUCCUCAACACUAACCUCCAGAGCAUCACCAACUUCUUCGUGGUGUCGUUGGCAGUGGCGGACAUUGCGGUCGGACUCCUGGCCAUACCUUUUGCGGUCACCAUCAGCAUAGGCUUCUGUAGCCACUUUCAUGGAUGUCUCUUCAUCGCCUGCUUCGUACUGGUACUCACCCAGAGCUCCAUCUUCAGUUUACUGGCCAUUGCUGUGGAUCGAUACAUCGCCAUCAAAAUCCCGUUGAGGUACAACAGCCUCGUCACAGGCCAAAGAGCCAAAGGCAUCAUUGCAAUAUGUUGGAUACUCUCAGUGGUGAUUGGCUUGACACCCAUGCUGGGCUGGAACCGACAUGUCGCCGCCGGCACCAACAGCUCCUGUCCUCAAGGCUUGACGGAGUGCCUGUUUGAGAAGGUGGUCACCAUGGGUUACAUGGUUUAUUUCAACUUUUUCGGCUGCGUUUUGACACCGCUGGUAGCUAUGCUGGCGAUCUACACACGGAUCUUCAUGGCCGCCCGUCACCAGCUGAGACAAAUGGAGAUGAAGUUGGUGUACGGACACACCCAUGGUGAAGGAACUUCCUCCCGAUCUACGCUGCAAAGAGAAGUCCAUGCAGCCAAGUCUCUGGCUAUUAUAGUAGGCCUCUUCGCUAUUUGUUGGCUCCCUUUACACAUUAUUAACAGCUUCACACUGUUUUGCCCACAGUGCGAUCGUCCCAUGGACUGGAUCAUGUAUCUGGCCAUUAUUCUUUCACAUGCCAAUUCAGUAGUCAACCCGUUCAUAUACGCCUACCGUAUAUAUGACUUUAGGUUUACCUUCCGAAGAAUCAUCCGACAGCACUUCCUGGGCCACGACAAUAGACUGACCAGUGGAAGUAGGGGCGUGGCUACUUCUGCUGGGGUCAGUGUGAUUGAGAGUGCUUGUAGUUCUGUGCCCAAUGGCUAUGUGCAGGACAUCAAUCCAAUACACAGCAUUAUUUCCUGCAAUGAGUUUGGAAUUACAAAGGAAUUGCCCUCCAAAAUCAGCCACGUGAGGCCACAGACAGAUUUACAAGAUAUAGGUUACAGUUUGAAUGGACACCCACAUUCCUUUACUGCUAAUUCAAAGCAGAUUUUCUCAUUACAGACUGAGAAUGAAAUUCUUUCCAUUAGGGACCAUACGAAGCUAUGAGUGUAAAAGACUGUAGUGCUAUUUCUAAUGUACAUGUCAAAUGUAUGUUGCCCACAAGGGUAAAAGGUUGCCAAAGAUCUUGCAGAAUUAUCAUGACACAAACUUCUUUCAUUAUGAAACACAGUUAUCAUUCUUAAAAUACAAUAUGGCCAUCCUUUUUCUUUUUAACAGAUUUGGCUAUUACAGCUACACACAUUCCUUAAAGGUAGAAUGAAGCAUACAGCCUUGUUAUCCCCUUAUACAAACAUUUUCAGUAGAAUCGGCAUGACAAUGGCCCUGUGCAUCAUGCGAGGUCAGUAAAAAUUAGAAGGAAUUGGAAUGAUGACUGUGAGAAAUUUGCUCACAAACCCAUGCAGCCAUGUUUCAACAACUAAUGCAAAGUUUUCACAGAAAAUGUGAUGUUUUUAUAACGUCAAAAGGAGGACCAAGUCCCUAUUAAUGUGCAUGGUUUUGAAAUGAAAUGUUCAUUAAGCACAUACAGUAUUGGUGUGAUGUUCUGGUGUCCACAUAUUUGGCUGUGUAGUGUAAUUUUUAGGCUUAUUUAAUUCUUCAAAUAGUAGUCAUUGAUCUUCAAAGAAUGUGUCAGUUUUUGUGGUAGUGAGUGUGGCCUCGUUUACAGUACUAGCAGGAUCAGGAAAGGUAAAACUGUCUGAAGAUCAGAGAUUGAUGAUAUGUGUGCUCAACCAUUACUUUUAAAAGUAAAUUCCUGGAUUUUCAUUUAAACUUCCCUUAUCCGUUGUUAUUGACUUUAAAGCAGUGGUUCUUAAAGUGUGGGGUGUAUUUAGGUAUUUUUAGGUAAUGGGUAUUGUUGGUGGGGGCUGUUCUCAUAUCUUGUUCACUUUUAUCACAUUCAAAUUGCCACGGUGAAUUUGCAAGAACCAAUGUGCACAAUUUAUAUUCCUCCGCCUUUAUUCCUUUGUCAGGUGCGCUCACUGCGCUGCGCUUAUAAUGUGUUAAGACCCAGGAGCUCUAAGGUGAAGACAGUUCUUUCUAGCAAAUCAGUCCAAUGGUGGCAAUUUUUGGAAAACUCUUAUCUCCUAUCUACUUGAAUAGAGUGCAACAGUGCACGCCCACUUUUUUAGUCCUCUGGGUUCUGGAAGUAUUUUCACAAUUCACUUCUUCCAUAGACUUUUUAUAAAAUCCUUCAUAACAGAGUUGUAAGCCAUAAACCCAAUCAACCAGCUCCGAGGUGAAUCACAACAUCACAUACUUUGUUUUAAGGCAAAAAAGUAUUUGAAAAUUGGACAUUAAGACAAAAGGUACAAGGCUGUGUACUUACCGUUUCAUGAGGGCAUAAGCUACAUUGCGAAGCAUUGCGAAUGACGUCAUUGAAUAAAAACGAUGGGAAUAUAAAACUACUGAUUAUAGGUUGUUGAUUAUAAGUAUAGAAACAAAAUAUUUAAUGUUUGUUGCAAAAUAUUCUGAUAUGAACAUAUAUAAAUAGUUUAAGGGUGAAGAGAGACUGAUCACGUCAUUCACAGACUGUCGUUCCGAAGCACAUUUCGUGGUUUGUUUUGGCUGUGGUUCUCUGAUUGGUAGAUCUUUCUCUGAUGGACCAUGGGUAAUGUAGUUGUUUACCAUGAAUUCCUCUAUCAAACACAAUUUUAACAAUGAGGUUGAAAUAAAGCAGAUGGAUGGCUUCAGUGGAAACAAAUACCACCAAUGAACAACCUCGUAGCUCACGGUAUUUCAGUUUUUAAAGGUUUAUAAGUUAGCAUUGAAAAUCAAUUAGUCUAUGGGAAAAAUGAAUGGGAUUUUUAAUUUAGAAACUAGACUGUUGAGCUCUAUUGGGGAAAGACGUACACCUCCAUUACGGUUGGUCAAAAUUAUGAUAAAAAAACAAACUGUAAAAUCAGCAAUCAAAUCACAAAUUGUGCUUCUUUAACGAAGAUUACGGCAAAAACAAAACAAAAAAAAAUAACAACAAAACAAAACCCCCAUGCAAUUUUCCUGGCUUUGUAUAUCUAAUGCACAUGGACGCUCUCGAGUUGACUGACAGGUGAUGUCUGUAUCUAAAACGUGAUUGGCUCUUGUAAGUCGGGACUUCCUUUCUACAUCAGUUUACCGUUGGCCAUUCCAAUUUCUCCCAUCCCAUUCAUUUUAAUAUAAGUGGCCUGUCUCUGCCAAAUAGUCUCUGGUAAAAAGUUGAGUAGUCAUGUGGCUUCAAAAUAAUGUAAUUAUAUUGCUCAAAUUUUAUGUUACUUUUGGAGCUUGACAGUCACAAUCACUGUCCUCAAUCUUGUGUUUCAUGGAUAGACUAAUAUAUAUUAAUACUCCUGCAAGCAGAAUAGUUUUUUUAUUUAUUCAAUUUUUUUAUGUUUUAUAGGUGUUUAGGCAUAUGUUUAUGUAUUUAUUUAGCACAGAAACAUGUAGGCCUAGUGACAAAUGUUAAUCUAAUGGAUUAAAUCAAUAAUCAGGGGACUUCAGCUAAAUCUAUUAUGACCAUGCCAUAAAAGACCUCUGAUGUAUGGCACGUUUACAAGAUGUAUCACAUUUGCUUUUAAGUCCAAGCCUGCAGAGCCUAUGUUGUGCUUUUAAAACUUGACCAAACAUAAUUGUACAGUACUGCUUGUAAGCAUGUGUUACUUAUAAAAUGUACAAAAUAAAAAGAGUGUUUUGA
Molecule: messenger RNA, 4447 nt
Organism: Xyrauchen texanus (razorback sucker)
Lineage: Eukaryota; Metazoa; Chordata; Actinopteri; Cypriniformes; Catostomidae
Product: adenosine receptor A2b-like
Exons: 3
Coding region: 583-1827 (414 amino acids)
Biological process (GO): G protein-coupled adenosine receptor signaling pathway; adenylate cyclase-activating G protein-coupled receptor signaling pathway
Cellular component (GO): membrane
Molecular function (GO): G protein-coupled adenosine receptor activity
Source: RefSeq, a predicted model, not a curated record